AUGCUGGGAUCCGUGCACGAACGUGAGUUGGAGGCGGACGCAAUUGUGUUGCUACGACCAGCUCUAAAGGACGCGCCUGAGUCGCCGGCUCGCGUCGGGAUCGAGGUUGUGCUGAGUCGUGAGCGUGAGAGCAGCGCUUCUGAACCGGAUGAGACGGCGGCAGACGUGCAUUGGGCGCAGCAGGUUUGGCGUCCCGUUGCCAGUGAACCGGUGUCUACGCCUAAGCGUUGUGCGCGACGUAAGCCACUUUCUGUUCUUACUAUCCAAAAUGGCGCGGUCGAACGUGAGUACUUCACCGCUAGCCAACUACUGCGCCGCGUACGCUCCGAUGGCCCCGCCGAUCUGGACGGCGACAACGCGACGCGAAGCGGCAGUAUCAAGUUAAGAGACAUUCGCCAGAUCUGCAGCGGCGGUUUCGCGAGUCAAAGGCCCUCUAUCGAACUCAGGCGCGGUUGCGUCCUGAUGAACAUGCCUCAGGGAAUCAAGGCGUUGAUCAUACAAGACAAAGUCAGUCGCUAA
Molecule: messenger RNA, 519 nt
Organism: Gregarina niphandrodes
Lineage: Eukaryota; Apicomplexa; Conoidasida; Eugregarinorida; Gregarinidae
Exons: 1
Coding region: 1-519 (172 amino acids)
Source: RefSeq, a predicted model, not a curated record